Molecule: messenger RNA, 885 nt
Organism: Cynara cardunculus var. scolymus (artichoke)
Lineage: Eukaryota; Viridiplantae; Streptophyta; Magnoliopsida; Asterales; Asteraceae
Product: acidic endochitinase-like
Exons: 1
Coding region: 1-885 (294 amino acids)
Biological process (GO): carbohydrate metabolic process
Cellular component (GO): extracellular region
Molecular function (GO): chitinase activity
Source: RefSeq, a predicted model, not a curated record
AUGGCGUCCGGUUAUUCAACAUUGUUCCUACUCCUUUCCUUAUUUGCCAUCUCUUUCUUCAAACCCUCACAGGCCGCCGGCAUUGCCAUUUACUGGGGUCAACGCAUCGACGAAGGAACCCUAGCCGACGCCUGCGCCACCGGAAACUACCAGAUCGUAAACAUAGCUUUCUUGAACACCUUCGGCAACGGCCAAACACCCGUUCUAAACCUAGAAGGCCACUGUGAUCCUGAUUCCACUUGUUCCGAUUUAGCCUCCGAUAUACAAGCAUGCCAGAGUCAAGGUGUCAAGGUGUUUCUUUCAUUAGGAGGAUACGUCGGAACCUACUCUUUAUCGUCACCUGAAAACGCACAGGAAGUUUCCGAUUACCUAUGGGACAACUUUCUCGGUGGCCAGUCGAAUUCCCGGCCGUUUGGAGACGCUGUUUUGGACGGAAUCGAUUUCGAUAUCGAGUCUCCCGGCGAGUUCUGGGACGAUCUGGCUACGGCACUGGCUGCAUACUCCUCGCCGAAAAAGGUUUACUUAUCUGCAGCGCCGUCGUGUUACACACCGGACCCUAAUCUGGACGCGGCGAUCAAGACCGGAUUGUUUGAUUACGUUUGGGUGCAGUUUUAUAAUGAUGAAAAUUGUCAGUAUGGUGAAAACGCUGAUGCUUUAUUGGGUAGAUGGAAUAAAUGGACGAGUGAGACGAACUCGCCGGAGAUAUUUUUGGGUUUGCCGGCGGCUACGGCAGGUGCCAACGGCGGAUAUAUACCGCCGGAUGUUCUUACGUCUCAGGUUCUUCCAGAGAUCAAGAGGUCUCCGAAAUAUGGUGGAGUUAUGCUGUGGAAUAGGUUCUUCGAUCAACAAAAUGGAUACAGUGAUGCCAUCAAAGACAGUGUUUGA